Messenger RNA from Fragaria vesca subsp. vesca, 1727 nucleotides. RefSeq names its product beta-glucosidase 11-like. Lineage: Eukaryota; Viridiplantae; Streptophyta; Magnoliopsida; Rosales; Rosaceae. The record is from RefSeq and is a predicted model, not a curated record. Gene Ontology annotation, molecular function: beta-glucosidase activity. Gene Ontology annotation, biological process: carbohydrate metabolic process. The transcript is spliced from 12 exons. Bases 52 to 1608 code for a protein of 518 amino acids.
AAACAUCUCUAUAUAAUUCAUAUUAUCCAUGAUCCAUCCAUAUUGUUGAAAAUGGUUCUGCAACUGGAACUGCUUCUCUUUCUCUCCUUCAUAACUCUUAUCAUCGGUAUCCCCCUAAAUCUUUCUUUAGAUUUAGAGUUAGGCGCUGGUGAUCAUGGGUUCAAAAGAGCCGACUUCCCAGCCCCACCGGACUUUGUGUUUGGUGCUUCCUCCUCUGCUUAUCAGGUGGAAGGUGCUGCAGACCAAGACGGGAGAACCCCUAGCAUCUGGGACACCUAUGCGCAUGCUGGAAAAAUGCAUGGAGCCACUGGAGAUGUAGCGUGUGAUGAGUAUCAUAGAUACAAGGAAGAUGUGCAACUAAUGGUGGAUACUGGUCUAGAGGCGUAUAGAUUUUCCAUCUCAUGGUCAAGACUUAUAUCCAAUGGAAGAGGACCUGUGAAUCCAAAGGGUCUACAGUAUUACAACAAUCUCAUUGACCAACUAAUCAGCAAAGGAAUCCAGCCUCAUGUUACCUUACACCACGCUGAUCUCCCACAGGCACUCGACGAUGAGUAUGGAGGAUGGGUUAGCCCUCAGAUUAUAAAAGACUUCACUGCAUAUGCAAAUGUUUGCUUCGCACAGUUCGGCGAUCGAGUUAAGCACUGGACUACUAUGAACGAGCCAAAUGUAUUUGUACUCGGGGGUUAUGAUAUUGGAUUCCUUCCACCGUCACGAUGUUCAGCACCAUUUGGUGUUAACUGCUCGAGGGGUGACUCCACAACGGAACCAUACCUGGCAAUUCAUAAUUUCUUGCUAUCUCAUGCAUCGGCUGCUGCAUUGUACAAGCAAACCUACCAGCACAAGCAGUGUGGGUUUAUAGGCAUCAAUGUAUUUUCCUAUUGGUUUAUUCCUCGAACGGAAACCCAUCAAGACCAAGCUGCUGCUCAAAGAGCUAUGGACUUCUACUUCAGUUGGGUGGUGCAUCCUUUGGUGUAUGGAGAGUAUCCUGGAGUAAUGAAAAAAAAUGCAGGCUCUAGACUUCCGACGUUCACCAGUGCUGAGUCUGCACUGGUCAAGGGAUCCUUCGACUUCAUCGGACUCAAUUACUAUAACACAUUGUAUGCCGAUGACAACUCUGCCGCCCUGAACCUUCAAACAAGAGACUAUGUUGCUGAUUCGGCAAUCAAGAUUUCUCCUCUGGAUCAGGAUAGAUCAACGUUUGAGUAUCCGAUAACACCUUGGGGUAUGGAAGAACUGUUGGAAUAUAUCAAACAAAACUACGGCAAUCCUCUCUUAUACAUCCACGAAAAUGGACAACGAACUCGACGCAAUUCAUCGUUAGAGGAUUGGUCCAGAAUCGAAUAUUUGCACGGACACAUUCACAGUUUGCUUAAUGUUAUUAGGAAUGGAUCAAAUGCCAGAGGCUAUUUUACCUGGUCUUUCUUGGAUACACUGGAGCUUUUGGAUGGCUUAGAAUCAAGCUACGGCCUUUACUACAUCGAUGUGGAUGAUCCAGAUUUAAAAAGACAGCCUAAACUCUCUGCUCAUUGGUACUCAAAGUUUCUAAAGAAUAAAAACUUCACUCCACGUUCAGAUCCUGAUGCUGAUCAACAUUAUUUCUUUCAGUAAUAGAUUGUCCUGUUGUUAAUCAGAUCCAUGUAGAUACGUUUGAAGUUUAAAUUGUACACUAUAUAUGUAAGCAUUAUCUAACGAAUCUAACCUAAAUAAAGAAUGAACAACUUAUCUUA